Messenger RNA from Melitaea cinxia (Glanville fritillary), 2754 nucleotides. Its product is annotated as actin cytoskeleton-regulatory complex protein PAN1-like. Bases 1 to 2754 code for a protein of 917 amino acids. NCBI's taxonomy places the organism in Eukaryota, Metazoa, Arthropoda, Insecta, Lepidoptera, Nymphalidae. The record is from RefSeq and is a predicted model, not a curated record. The transcript is spliced from 12 exons.
AUGGCAGUCCUUCCAACAAACGGCCGCGCGCUAUUCUGUUUAGUAAGCACAGUUCUAUACAUGUACAGAGUGUUGGUGGAAUAUGAUGGUGUCGAUUGGCAACGUCGUGAAUGGGUUGCAGUGUAUUCUCGUAGGACGUUUCGUGUAUUUUUAGUUGAAAGGACUUUAGUUUGGGCUCCUAAAACAUUGGAAAAAUUAGAAGUCAAAUGGCCUGCGUUGACAUUUACACCGCUGUCUACGGAUCUUACACUCCAAGCAGACGCACAACCAGUUGAAUAUCUACACGACAGGCAACUUAGCUUUCUCGACUAUGCUAAUCUUCAACCGUACCAGGAAUGGGACGCGUCAUUAGUAGGUUCGGAAGACGAUUUAGACUCUGCUACAUUAUCAGCCUUGGCUGCGGAGGCUGCAGAAUGGAGAAUAGUUCAAGACGGUCAACGUAUUCUUACAACAACACCGUCUGUGCUCGGUGGAUGUCGAGCACAAGUCUAUAGGGUCGCCGGCGCUACUCAGUGGUACACCGCCGUUAUUGUUGGGGUUAACGAACAUACCGGAGAGCUGACUGUUACGGACGACACAGUACUUGAAGAACAUAGUGAAGAUCCUGCCCUGGUUCAGAUGCGCUUACUUGGGGAUGGAGUUAUAGAGUCCAUUAUGCGGGGAGAAGUUGUUGGUGUAAUGCCUCGGAGAUCUCGCUCUAGCCUCCAAAGGGUUGAGAGGGAAGUCACGAAAAGCCCGGCAACAACAGGCGGCAGGAAGAAAGCCAGUGUUCGCAACAACGGUCAGAUCGCGACCGCUGAGCCUUCGACGCAACCUGCAGCACCAUCACCAGAACGUGAAUCUGUCGAGAUUAAUAAAAAAGGUGUUGCAGAAAGUGUAAGUGCAAGUGGUGAUGUGUUGGAGGUCAGUGACGAAAACAAGUGCGUAAAAGAGGAGGUGAAGGGCGAAGUGUGCGCCAAAAGUGGUGGUGAAGUGAAGAGUGAAGUGAGUGCAGGCGCGGAUGGUGUUGGCAGCGCCGUGGCCUCCGAGGAGGACGACUGUGUGAUAGUGUGCGCUCGCGAUGCGGACGAUCGGUCCGACUCCGGCGUGAGUGGCGUGCGCUCGGGCGGGUCUGCUAGCUCGGUGGAGGAGUGGCGCGGCAUGGCGCACGGCUACGGCGGCGGCCCGCCCCCGCCCCUGCUGCACCUGCCUCCGCCGCCGCCGCACUCGCUCUACGCGAACGAGCUGCUGUGGAAGCAGCGCUAUCAGCCGCCGAUACAUCCGCCGCUGCACCACGCCAUCGCGGAUGAUUAUAUUGCGGCCGCUACAUACGAUAGAGAGAGACAUGAAAGACUGUUACGAGAACGGAGGGAUCAGGAGCAACGAGAGAUGCUGGAAAAGCAACAGAAAGAAAAAGAAAGAGAACGAAUUGAAAGAGAGAGGGAGAGAGAAAAACAAGAACGCGAAGAAAAAGAGCGCAGAGAGCAAGAAAAUGCUGCUUCAAAACUAGUGUCAAGGCAUUUCGAAGAAUCUCUCAGGCUAGCGAAUCAAAAGCGGGAACGUAGUAUGUCGUGGUCGCUGUUGAAUAGUUUGGCCCCAAACCGGGCCGCGGCGGCGAACGAACAUGAUCGAAUGCGGACUGCUGAGCGCGCGUACUACUCUCCGCCGGCCCAUCCGCCGGACCGUUUGUCUCAAUCUGACUAUGCGACGCACACGUCCCACGUGCCCCAUGCGCCGCACGCGCCUCAUUCGCAACACGCUCCUCGCCAUCCUCUCGCCAAAUCUGAUAAACAACCGCAACAUCCCGUCCUUCCCAAAGGCGAACCUAACUUCGCGCCUUACAAUUAUCCACCAUAUAGGUACGAAAAACUUAAAGAUCAACAUCUGCCUGCUCCUCCUCCCCUUGUCCCUGAAAAAAAUUCUGUGAUAGUUAAGCACGAUGCCAAACAAAUCCACUUGGAACAAAAGCAUCCUUAUCCUAGUAAGCCAAGAAGUGAGCCAUCCCCUCACUACCUCCCCUCACGGCCUUACCGAACCGGUUUAUCGCCGCACGCACCACCUCAUCCGCAUCCUGCUCUACAAACUUCGCCUCAUGCUGCAUUGCCAGCGCAAGAUAAAAGUCGAAGACUGUACCAGCCCCAACCACAGAGGUCGCCAGCUGCUUAUUACCAAGCCGCUCCGGCCAAACCGAAGGUCUCGAGUCCGGCACCCCCUCACAUAUAUGGGAAGCCAAGCAGUAACUCCCCGGGUCCUGCACCUUCUCCCCAUUACACUGUUGCCGUGGAACCACCUUUACAAUUAACGAAAGCGGAACCACCGCCUGUACCCUAUCCCCCGCCGUCCGCGUAUUCUCCUGCGACGCGAACGCGACCUCCGCCCGUUGCCCACUCGCGCACACCUGAACCUCGGCCUCCACCGAGGGCGCAUGGCGAUCUUUCUAACGCGUCUUCUCCCUGUCAGACGCAACCUUUAGAUCUCGGUGUUGCGAGGGAGGAUCCGGAGCGUUUAUCACCAAGAAGGCGAUGUACAUUUGAACCGGCUGAAGCAGCAGAUGUUAAGCGCAGGCGAUUAGAUAGCCCCGCGCCUGAACCUCUAAUUGCUGCAGCCGCAAGUGUUGGUCGAACGCCCCUCGGUUCUGAACCAGCUCCACAAGCGCCAGGUCCACCCUGCGAUGUGCAUCACCUGCGCCUCAAAUUACUCCGGCUGCCAGUCCUGCACCUGGAACACCAGUACCCCCCGUUGCUUCGACGCCGCCGAUCAUAUCAGCACCUUUGA